AGAUCCGGGACUUUGACUCGGCAACAAAAGAACAGUGAUAUAGUUCGAAGUCGGGAUGGUGUGCUUCAAUCUGUCUGCCAUUCUCAUCGGUGGUAGAGGCAGCAGAUUUGCAGGAUGCUGUCAAAGAAACCAAGUUGAUCCAGUGAAGGUGGAGACAAUGAAGAGAAAGAAACUGGAUUUAUACAGUGCUUUUAACAACUUGUAAAGUUAUAGUUUAUGGAAUUAAAGGGUCAGCUUUAUGAAUUUGGCUGAAUGACAGCUAAAAGAAUAGCAGUUUGUGGAUGUUUUAGGGGAUGAAAGGAAAGUUUGUAUUGGAGCUCCCUAAGAUUCUGUGCAGGAAUAGCCAAUCAUCAGAUUUGUCGAAUGAGCACCUUAUCAGUGGCUGAAGCUGUGAAUGCCCUGAGACCAUUCUACUUUGCUGUCCACCCAGAUUUCUUUGGCCAGUAUCCAAGAGAGAGGGAAGUGAAUGAAAAUUCCCUGAAGCAGUUGAAUAGCUACUUGGAGUGCAUGCAGAGACCAGGGCGUAAAACCCUUCAACCUACAAAGCUCACAUUCUACAUCAGAGACACAAGUAGUGAUCCAAAUGCACCCCAGCACCAUGUAAAUACUUCAGGGUUUCGACCAGUUACUUUCACGCUACAGAAUAAGGACCUCCUGAGUGUGGUAGUAACGAUCUUGAAAUCCUGCAGUUUAUCCACGGAUCAUGUGCAAGAUACACAGAUUGACAAGGGCCUGCCUCAGCAGACUGCGACCAUUCCAUUUGGCAGACCUAUCCGGUGGGAUAAGACCUACUACACUGUCACUGGCUACAGAGACCCAGAGGAAGAGUUGGAUUGCACUGUCCAUAUGGAACCUGCACUUGGGUACAAGAACUGUUACUGCCUACCUCAGUUAAGGUUGUGGUUGCAUAAAAACAGAGCUUCUGCUUCCAAGAAGUUAACUGUCAGUAUUCCACUGCGAGAUGAGCUCGAGCGUUUAAAAACGGAACUGUGUCUGCAACUGGAGAUAACUGAUAUCAGGUGGCAGAGAAGUUGGGGAGUAGCUCAUCGAUGUAGCCAAUUACACAGCCUCACUCGUUUCAUCCAGCAGAAUUCUCCAGAUUUGCACAAUAUCAAAGGACGUACUUUAAUCUUUGCUGAUAACUCCGGGAUUAAUGCUGCAGGGCAGAUUAUGUUGGGAACUGUGGAUGUCCAUCAUCACUGGGCAAAACUGUUGGAGAGGUUGCCCAUCUACUGUGAUCUUCACAGCCAUCUUUCUGUGUUGAAAGAGAGGACCAGCUACCUUCUGGGAGACGUUGAAUUAAUUUAUGAUGAGGAUCUGCAACCAACAGUUAUGCUCGAAGAUUAUUACAGAAUGUUAAAGACCUUCUAUCAGAAUUUGAUAGUUAUUCAACCUCUGUUUCACCCACGAAGUCUAAAAGGACUGCAAAUAAUUCUACAAAAUGACUCUUCUGAUCCUAGCCUCCUUCAAGCAGGUCAACUGAGCAUACCUGUAACAUGUGACCCCACUACCUUACAACGGUUUAUUCAGGCUCAUUCACAAAGAGCCAGGACCUACUUGAGAAAAGAGGAAGAAUUGGAACUGAAACAGAAGACACUGAUCAGAGAUUGUAUAGAACAAUUUGGACUCAAGAGACUGUAUAAGGAGCCCAGUGUGUCCAGCCAACAAAUGGUGAAGUGCUGUCAAAGACUCCUUGAAGGACACAUAGGAGAGUUACAAGGGAUGCACCUGUGUAUCUCCCAUUUCUAUACAGUGUUACAGGAUGGUGACUUGUGUGUGCCUUGGGACUGGAAAUGGUAACUUAGGAGAAUGGGGAAAGGAGACUGGAUCCAUGAUAGUCCCCACAAUCUCAGCUUGGAGCAAUGUGAAGUGUAUGAAACUGGGAGUCUGCAUGUUUUGGAACUGUAGCUAAUAACCAAGUUUAGGGAAGUCCCAAGUUGCCCACAGAGAGCUGAAUUGUAAUGUGAAUUAAAAUAUAUAUUUUAAAAAUUUCAAACCUCAAAGUGACCAGCUCCACCAAAAUGGAAAUUCAGCCCCUGGCUAACUGAACCAACCAAUUUGACUUGCUGUGGAAACCAGCAUUUUUAAUUGCACGUUGUAAGCUGAAAUUAAGAUGACUGUGGUUGAGGCUCAAAAUUUUUUUAUCAUCAUACGGCUGCCCACGUAUUUCCACCACUUAGUGCCUGUCGAUGCAUGUUUUGGAAGGGUCUGAAGAUUGAUAUGGCCAAACAGGUGAGUGUCAAACACACUUUCCUUGGCCAUCAGUCUUGAAGUGGAACUUGAACCUAGAGUUUCUGACUGAGACAGAGGUGCUAUCUACUGUGCCAUAAGACCUCUUAUUAAUCUUAUAAACCUCAUUUUUAAUGUCACACCUUACCAUAUUGAUGAAUGAGGCUAAUUUGGAUUAUGACUUUUUGUUUCAAUCUUUCCUUUCCUCCUGUUUGCACCAGUAUCCAAAGUUCCCAAGUUUGAGAGGAAUAUUGAGAACAGUAGAUCUAGAACUUGCAGCUCUCACAGCCAGGGCACAGAAUUUCUAAAACAGUAGAUCUGAUCUUGGAAGUGUUGUCUUACACUUAAUUACUGUACAGAUAAAAUGAAUCCCUAACCCUGUGAUCUCCCAACCACACAAUCCUCAUCAUUAAGAUCCAAUACUUUCACCUCUGCAAUCUCAAACUCCACCCCUAGCUCAGCUCAUCUGCUACCUAAGUACCCAUCCAUAUGUUAUUUCUAGACUUCAAUUCCAGAUGUUCUCCUGGCCAUCUCCCAUAAACUUGAGCUCAUAUCAAAUCCAGUUUAUUCAUCAACUGGUGUUGCUGACCUAAACUGUCUCCUUAUCUGGCAAACUAUCCAUCUUAAAAUACUCUCACUUGUUUGUAAAUGGCAUGGCAUGGUCCCAUCCUUCCACCCUACAACUUCCAAGAAAUCUGUGUACAUUUAAUUGAGAUACCUUGGGCACACUCAGUUUUAGCUAAUCCACUAUUGUGGCUGGCUUUCAGCUUUUUGGCUCCUAAGACCCACAAUUCUCUGCCUCUCAUUUAAGAGAUUUGUUAAAACCUGCUCUCUUUGCCAAGAUUUUAAUCAAAUCUCUUGAUGUCUUUUUCUGUGGGUCACUGUUGUUAUACUACCUUAAGGUGCUAUGCAAGUGCAAGUUGUGUGAAUGUUGGCAAAUAUGAAGUCGUGAUUUUGGCUGCAGAGUACUGUAUUAGUUUUAUUUCAUCAGAAAUGGGGGGGGGGGGGUGGGAAGGAAUGGGAUGAUGGGGUCCAUAAGUGUGUUAUAGCUAGAUCCUAAUUUACAUCAAUUAAAUCCUAAAUGAUCACAAGGCAGUGCAGUUUAAAAAAGAAAGUUAUCCCAUUGAAAUAUACAGGAUUCUGAAGAAGCUUAACAGGGUGUACCAAGGUAAUUUCUCUCGACUGGGAAAUCUAGAACACAGGUAGUCUCAGGUUAAAGGUCUGAUCACUUAGGACUGAGAUGAAAAAUUUCUUGUUUUUUUUGAGUCACAUCUUUGGAAAACUACCUGAGAAUGUGGUUGAAUAUAAUAAAUGCUGGAAUAUAGA
This is a messenger RNA of Chiloscyllium plagiosum (whitespotted bambooshark), 3555 nucleotides long. The record is from RefSeq and is a predicted model, not a curated record. Lineage: Eukaryota; Metazoa; Chordata; Chondrichthyes; Orectolobiformes; Hemiscylliidae.